Molecule: messenger RNA, 3358 nt
Organism: Caretta caretta (loggerhead turtle)
Lineage: Eukaryota; Metazoa; Chordata; Testudines; Cheloniidae
Gene: MRPL3
Product: mitochondrial ribosomal protein L3
Biological process (GO): translation
Cellular component (GO): ribosome; mitochondrial large ribosomal subunit
Molecular function (GO): structural constituent of ribosome
Source: RefSeq, a predicted model, not a curated record
UGGUGUUUGACAAGGCCCCGCCCUGGCGCGGUGCCCUCGGAAUUCUUCCCCUGCGGGGCGUUCGCAGCCAGUGUCCGGAACUUUGUUCGCGGGCGUCGGGGCGGGCGGAAGGUUUUGGCGCACGGGCCAGACCAGCCUGUGCCGGGAGCGGGAGUUAUGCCGGGCUGGGGGCAGCUACUGUGCCGGGCGGGGGGGCGCCUGCUGGCGGGAGUUCCGGGCGGCCCAGUGCAGGGAGCGGGAGCGGCGGCCGCUACCGGGAACAGGGGACCCUGGUGCUCUAUAGUCAGGCAUAUUAAUAGCACCACCUGGUGGGAUGAACAUCUUUCUGAAGAGAACACCCAGUUCCUUAAGCAGGUAACAGCAGAAGAAUACAGAGCUCAAACAGCCAGCAAACUGUGUCCACUGAAAGAUGAACCCUGGCCACUGCACUCAUGGGAACCAGGUUCCCGCAGAGUUGGCCUUGUUGCAAUAAAGUUGGGAAUGAUUCCAUUGUGGACCAAGAAUGGUGAAAGACAUGCUGUCACAUUACUUCAGGUGAAAGACUGCCAUGUUUUAAAGUACACACCGAAGGAAGAGUAUAAUGGAAAAACAGCCACUCUAAUCGUUGGAGGGAAACAUUCAUCUCCUUUUUAUAAACCAGAGUCUGCACUGGAGGUUUUCAGAGAAGCAGGAGUACCACCAAAGCAGAAAACUACAAUAUUUAAGGUGUCAGAUAAUGCUAUAAUUAAGCCAGGUACGCCUCUGUAUGCAGCUCACUUUCGUCCAGGGCAGUUUGUGGAUGUCACUGCCAAAACAAUUGGUAAAGGAUUUCAAGGAGUCAUGAAAAGAUGGGGAUUUAAAGGCCAACCGGCCAGCCAUGGCCAGACUAAAACACACAGAAGACCUGGGGCAAUAUCCAAUACUAAUGCUGGCAAAGUUUUCCGUGGAACGAAAAUGCCUGGGAAAAUGGGUAAUGUCUACAGGACCGCUUUUGGAUUAAAGGUGUGGAGGAUCAACACAAAGAACAACAUUAUUUAUGUAAAUGGUUCUGUCCCAGGUCACAAAAAUUGUUUGGUAAAGGUCAGAGAUACAAAUUUACCGACUUACCGAGACUGCAAUAAAAAUCCUCCAUUCCCCACAUUUUUUGCUGAUGGAGAAGAAGAGCUACCAGAAGACUUGUACGAUCAGGAAGUUUUCCAGUUCACGGAUCCCUCUGUCACAUAUGUUUAGUGGUAUUGACAUCUUUAAGAAUGUGCACAUUAUUUCUGUGAACUUUGCAAUGCUGAACAAUUAUAAACCCAGAAACUGCACUCUAGCUGAAUGACCUGAACGCAUCAAACAUUGUUGGGUUUGUUUUUUUUUUCAGGUAGGAAGAUUUACUUGUUCCAAAACCAUAUUAAAACAGUGGGUGGUGGUAAGUUGGUGUGUCUGAGGGAAGGGUUGCAAAGUAAUGGAUAUAUUGCUGACUUAUCUUUUUACAUUACAAAAUUGCCUCUUGUAACUUUUUCCCUUUCACAGACUGCCAAGAUUUAUAUUUCUUUAAAUCCAUUGUCUUGGAAUUAUGUGCAUCAGUUACAUGAUUGAUGAAGUUGAGACUAUUAACAGAACAAAAUGUAUAGUUAUUUUUUCCCCUGUGGGAUAUGUACUGAUUAACUUUGACUAAACAGAAAAUAAAAUUUAUUAAAUAUCCCAUUUAGCCAUCUGGGGACAUAAAUGGACUGUUUAGGACUUUACAAAGAAUGGACUUGAAAAUGUUGAGUAGAAUGGGGCAGGAGAGGGGGGAAGAAUUCUAACUCUCUCUUCUCAGGCCUAACACCAGAGGCAAUUGCCCCGAAGUGCCUCUGGAGCUGUAAUCUUUUCCACCUUUCAUUUCCCUUUCUUCAUCAAAGUGCCUUUCCUCUUUAUUUUAAUGCUAUGCGUUUAGAGCAACAGUUAUACAAUGUAAGUUUCCUAGAGGAAAGAAUGAGACUAGCAGUGUCUGUCUGGUAAGAGUGGUGGCAGUGCUGGCUGGCUAGAAAGGCUAGACAUUUUCAGUAAUGUGGACACAAGGACAACAGUUGCUGCCUAUUUGUCCCCUUCAGUGGUAGCUUGUUCUGAUAACUUCACGAAAAUGUCCCUCGCAUACUGUCUCUGGAGAAAUAUGUCCCCUUCAAUUGUCUUCAUAUCUGAGAUUUUAUAUGGUUAUGGAAGACCUUUGGGCCUGCCCUAGUCAUCUUCGUCAUUUAACAAAAAUGAGCCGAGUGUGAGGGGUCUGUUGUACAAUUAAUUUCUCCCUAUCACUCCUAUCUUCUACCCAAGUAUUCUUUUAUAAUGGUCAAAGUGCAAGUACUCUCCCUUUGGCUUUCUCUACCUUCCGUAAGUUAUUUACUGUUUAAAGGCCUGAUUCUUUUAACCAUUACUUUACUUGCAUGAACGUUUCCUUUGAAGUCCAUAGGACUAAUCACAAGCGUAAAAUUAAGUAUGUGCCUAUCUGUUUGCUGAAUUAGCACCUAAUUGCCUACCACGUACUUUGCAUGGUAUAAGAUUUUCAUUCACAUGUAAUGUUGGGGAGGAGUGCAUCCCUAGGUAAAGUCCCGUUUUAUGUCUACAGUUCAUGUAAUGCUUGUCACGAAAUCCAUCCAUUAAUUUUGUGCAGCUUCACGACAAAAGUUGACGUACUUUAAAAUGUAUUUUAUAUUUUAUUAAACAAUUUACCGAAACCUUGAGAACAAAUAUGUAUGCCCAUUCCAGAGGUGAGGUCCCAUCCUAUUUAAAAGCAAUAUUCAUGGAGUUAGUUAUCUUAGUUUAUCCCUGAAAUUUACUGAAGGUAGUUUGAAAUUGUUGUUCUAAUCUCUUGGAUACAGUAUACCUUUUACACACAUUAGAUAUUCACAGGGGACAUAGUAGUUUGGGAAGGAUAAUGUUGAUAUACUUAGUGCACACAAUACAGAACUGUGAACUGGUAAUAUCUAUGUUGUUACCACAUAGCUUGGUUUAAUCUCAGCAAGUAUCUCUAAGUAUAAGUAAAUAGGGAUACUGCAUAACUUGCUCCCUUUACCCCUUCAAAAAUAAAGAUCAGGUCAGUCACCAAUGCUCAUAUAUCAUAAACCUUAGAAGUACAUUGCUAAGAAGUUAGCACUAGCCCUUUCCAUAAGUCACGUAUUCCAAUUGGUUUUUUUAAGUGUCCAUGAGAAAGUGGAAUGUCGUAAUCUGAUGCAUUGAAUGGUCCUACUAAUACUUGCAGUUUAGCUUCCUGCUGGCAACAAUGAUAUUGUUUCCUGAGGAUAAACCCUUCAAUGUUUGACCUGAUGAACCUCCAAGUUUUUAUAACGUCUUAAUUUUAUUUUUAUUUUUAUUGCUCUGUAAAUAUAAUGUAAAUUAAAGGCGUAUCUGAAAGACA